This is a messenger RNA of Vollenhovia emeryi, 2181 nucleotides long. RefSeq names its product bleomycin hydrolase. The transcript has 4 exons. Gene Ontology annotation, cellular component: cytoplasm. Gene Ontology annotation, biological process: response to toxic substance; proteolysis; L-homocysteine catabolic process. Lineage: Eukaryota; Metazoa; Arthropoda; Insecta; Hymenoptera; Formicidae. Bases 86 to 1450 code for a protein of 454 amino acids. Gene Ontology annotation, molecular function: cysteine-type aminopeptidase activity. The record is from RefSeq and is a predicted model, not a curated record.
GAACGCAGUUAGGAGCGUAGCGCGAUCGCGGAUCCCUCGGCUGUGUUCUUGGCGUCGUCUGGAUUCGCUCGUUGUGCAAGUUACGAUGGUCUCUUGUCCGCUAACUCCCGAGGUCCUCGAUCAGCUGCGCGCCAAGUUUUAUGCCGACGACCGCAAUGUGCUGGCGCAGAAUGUCUGUACGAAGACGAACCCCAUCGAGGCGUGCGCCUCGAGGAAGAUCCUGGAGGAGACCCACCACGUCUUCACCCAUAAGAUCGAGACCGAGGGCAAGCCCAUGACCAACCAGAAGAACUCGGGCAGGUGCUGGCUGUUCGCCAUCCUGAACGUCAUGAGAACCAGCUUCAUGAAGCAACACAAUCUAGACGAGUUCGAGUUCAGCCAAGCUUACCUGUUCUUCUGGGACAAGAUAGAACGUUGCAAUUACUUCUUGCACAACAUUGUGAACACCGCGAAGCGCGGCGAGGCGGUCGAGGGCCGUCUGGUCAACUUCCUGUUGACCGACCCGACCUGUGACGGCGGUCAGUGGGACAUGAUCGUGAACCUGAUCACCAGACACGGCGUCGUGCCGAAAACGAGUUUCCCGGAGUCGUACAGCUGCGAGUCCAGCGUUCGCAUGAACAGCCUGCUGAAGAGCAAGCUGAGGGAGUACGCCAAGGUCCUGCGGGAAAUGAUCAGCAACGGCGCGUCCGACGAUGAGCUGAAGACGCGAAUAAGCGAGCAGAUGACGGUGAUCUACCGGAUUAUCGGUAUCUGCCUGGGUGUACCUUCCGAGAAGAUUACAUGGGAGUACUACGACAAGUCGAAGAAUUACAAUUGCGUGGGCCCGAUCACGCCGCUCGAGUUUUACGAGAACUGCGUCAAGCCUUAUUACAAUGUGAGCGAUAAAGUAUGCCUGGUAACCGAUCCACGACCGGGCAACCCUUACGGGAAACUGUACACCGUGGAUUGCCUGGGGAACGUUGUGAGUGGAAAGACUACGCGCUACAACAAUCAGCCGGUGGAGCUGCUGAUGAAACUGUGCGCCGAGAGUAUUAAGGAUAACGAGCCCGUUUGGUUCGGUUGCGACGUUAACAAGAGAUUAAUAGACAAGCACGGUAUCCACGAUAUAAAGGCUUACAACUUCGAGCUGAUGUUCGGCACCGACAUUCACGUCGGGCUCUCCAAGGCCGACAGAUUGCUCUACGGGGAUUCCAUGAUGGUACACGCGAUGGCAUUUACAGCCGUUUCAAUCGACCGAGAGGGUAAGAUAAAGAAGUUCCGGAUAGAGAAUUCAUGGGGCGAGGAUCACGGGCAGAAGGGCUACCAGGUCGUGACAACCGAGUGGUUCGCUGAUUUCGUCUUCGAGGCGGUCGUAGAUAAGAAAUACGUGCCCGCGGACGUAAUGGCUGUAUUCAAUCAGGACCCCACCGUCCUACCUGCCUGGGACCCCAUGGGCACGCUCGCUCAUUGAUGUUAAAGUGAUUUAACUAAAUGCAAUGGCAAGCCGUUUUAUUUUACAGGCGAAGGAUUUCGAGCGUGACACGAGAAACCAAGUAUUUAAUAAAAAUUCCGGGAGCAGCGAUUGUACAAAGUAUACCAAUAUUUUAUACCUUAUACAAGAGAACGCAGCAGUAUUGAUAAGUGGCUUUGUUCAUUCAUAUGGAUUAGUCCGUUUCGUUUAUUACAGUAUACGAGGGCAACGUUUAAUCAUCAAGACUGAAUGUAUGAGUUACCAUAUUUGAAAUCACGAAAUAAGUAUCGUCGUGUGUAAAAGAAAAUACUCGCAGUUUCCGCUCGUGCAACGUGUCGGUGAAAACGAUGAGUGCGUCGCAUACCUUAUCUCAGUAGGCAAUAAACGUAUCGGUCUUGAACAUAAUCUACUAUUGCGAUAGUGGUUGCCAGAAGUUGUUUUUCCAAUACGUUCUUCUCAAUGCGUGCGACAAGCUAUAUCUCAUACAAACAAAAAUGAAUAGAUUGUGCAAACAAAUUCCCGUCGUAUCACACACCUGCGACUCGAGGAACUUUCGUAUGAUCAUUUGCGUUGCAGCAAUGUACGAUACAGCGUGUGUAGAGGCGCUCGUAUUUCUCUGCGUGUUAACUUUUAAAUUUGUGCACACUACAAAACGAAGCAAUAGAAGAGAUGGUAUAUACAUAUAGAUAGACAUGUAAAAUUUAAUAAAGACUUGCCGAUAUGAUUAAAAA